CAUUAGUUCAGAAAAGAAAAAAAAAAACUCAGAAAGAAAAAAAAAAAUCAAAAUUGUCGUCUUUAUUAAUUGAAAAAAAGAAAGAAAAGAAACUAGACAUUAGAGCUGAUUUUGAUUGUCACCUCUGGCUCUGAAUCGAAACCAGGGCUCGGGAAAGACAAGAAGAGAGAGAAGAUUUUCGGAUAAGCGGAAUCGAAAUGGACAUGUACGGAUUGGAGCCGGGUCUCUACGAUUUCGGAUUCUCCGAUCCGUCGAUCGUCGGAUCUCUAUCCGGUUCUUCGCCUUUUUUAUCCUCGACGGCACGUUUCACGACGACCGAAGACAGCGGCGACGACGACGACGACAGGCCACCGCCGCCGGUAAUGCCGGAGAAGAAGCCGGCGAGUCCUCCGAGGCACCGUCACGAUGGAACCUCGCCUCUCCCUUUCGGCAUGGACUGGAGCCCUCCCCCUCGUAGAUGGGAUGGACGGGACUCAAUAUGGCCGCAUGAUCCUCACUCAGGAUGGAGUUACUGUGUCACAAUUCCUUCUUGGAUUAUCCUUCCAAAAUCAGGAGGAUCAGAUCCUGUAGUGUUUUACAGGGUUCAAAUCGGGGUACAAUCGCCGGAUGGGAUUACUAAUACUCGAGGAACACUCCGUAGAUAUAGUGAUUUCUUGAAGCUAUUUUGGGAACUCGAAAAGGAGUUUCCCAAGAAAAAUUUACCCCCAGCUCCCCCAAGGAGUCUUUGGAAAAAGAAAAGCAAGACACGUUCGGAAGAGCGAAGGUGUUCCUUAGAGGAUUGGAUGCAGAAAAUAUUAUCGGACAUUGAUUUGUCAAGAAGUGCUCCCGUUGCCAUUUUUCUUGAGCUAGAAGAAGCUGCAAGGACAUCCUUUUAUGAUUCAAAUCAGCACAGUUUAGAUGCAAAUUCUUCUGCUGGCAUUAUAGUUCCGUCGCACCGAUUACAAUCCACCACAUCAAUGGCGUCAGAUUAUGCUAAUGAUUCAGAUUAUGAAACAUCUGAGCUUGGAACACCAAAGCAUGGAAGGGAUAACUACUCUGAGCUCAGCCUGGAAAAUGAAACUAAAACAUCUGACCAAGAAAAGUUCUUUUGGCGCUCAAAGCAUUCAAGUGUUAACAACAGUGGUUUGGACAAGGAUGAAGCUACUCAUAAUAGUUCCAAAGUUGCAUUUCAUCCUGUGGAUGAAAUGGAGCCUUCUUCUGAACCAGGGAAUCACAGACAAGGUACCCAUCUUCGGAGGUUGUCGACAGAGAGUGUUGGAAGUGAUGUAAGCUCUAUAAGAGCUAGUGAACUUUCAAAGCAAUAUUCUCUUGGUGAUAACUCCCUUGACCUUCUUGAAGGUGCUGAAAUUACAAGAAACACGGAUAUUAUAGCUGAGUCUGAUUUACAAUUUCCUAAGGACGUAUUAGUGGCUCUUCCAUCAGAUCAGCGCAAUAAAAUGAAUAGGGUUCUUACCACAUUGCGGCGGAGAUUGGCUGCAGCAAAAACGGAUAUGGAAGAUCUUGUAGCAAGAUUAAACCAAGAGGUGGCUGUAAGACAGUACCUUACGACAAAGGUCAAAGACUUGGAAGUGGACCUUGAAACCACUAAGCAAAGUAGUAAAGAAAACCUUCAGCAAGCUAUUCUAAUUGAAAGGGAAAGAUACACCCAAACACAGUGGGAUGUGGAGGAACUUCGGAGGAAGUGUAUAGAUACGGAGUUGGAGUUGAAGUCUGAACGGGAUGAAAAGGUGCACAUGGAGUCAAUAAGAGUAUCCAUCGUUCAGGAGAAUGAGAUUUUACAGCAAGAGUUGGAUAAUGCCAGGGAGCAGAUUGAGAACUUGAAGAAACAUCAUGAUGACCUAGAGUUGAAAUCAAAAGCAGAUGUUAAACUCCUUGUGAAAGAGGUUAAAUCUCUUCGAAGUUACCAGUCAGAAUUGAAGCAGGAACUUAGCAGAUUGACGAAAGAAAAAUUAGAAGUUGAGAGGGUUCUACACAAGGAGAAGGAAAGAUGGAAACACUCAAAUGCUGCGGACACAAAAUUGCUGCAUGAAUGUGAGAUCCUUCGCAAUAGGCUUGAAGAAUGCAGUGUUAAUUUCCUCACCGAGGAAGAAGAUAAAUUGAUUAUGGAUACAUCAUCAACUUCUGAUGCAAUAGAUCUUUUGACUACUUCAGAUAAUCGUAUUGGCCUUCUUCUUGCUGAGGCACAACUGCUCUCACAAGAUAUGGAAAAUGCUGUCACAGCUGCGAUUCACAGUAGCAGUGGUGGCACCGUGAGGGCAACGGAUGAUGAAUUAAGGAAGAUGCUAACAGAAACUUUCAUUGACAAUGCCCGAUUGAGGAAACAGGUGAACUCUGUGCUCCGUUGUGCCCUGCAUGCACCGGACAAAUCAGAGGAAGAUGAGGAGGAGGAGGAAAUCCCUUCAAGAAAAACAGUUCUUAGCAAGUUCUUGGAACGAUAAUGGGGUUAGGGUAAUAUAGGUUCUUUGUUUGUAAAUAUACGGGUGUCGUGUAAAUGAUCAAGCAGUCAUAAAUUUUGGGGGCUCUUCUCGUGAUAUCACAACCCUUACAAGUAUUGUUGUACACUAUUUCUUAUUCCAACACAAGUAUAUAAACUAUUUGGAGCACCAUUGGAGUCGGAAAAAAAACCUCAAGGAAUUUUUCAUUUUUCUCUUCCUUUCUCUCUCGACCGAGGUUCCAAACGCAGUCUUAUGGGUAUAUUGACAUAUGAUUUCUUAGAAUUACACGGAAGGUUAGAGGUUGGAAUUCUAUUGCUAUUAUCUGCACACGUAACUUGCUGUCAGAAAAUUGUACAAGAAACCGUCAUUCUACCAGGUGAAAAAUAAAUAACCAAUGAACCGGAAAGAAAUUACAACAAAUGCGGAAAAAAAAAAAGAAAAGAAAAA
Molecule: messenger RNA, 2882 nt
Organism: Rhododendron vialii
Lineage: Eukaryota; Viridiplantae; Streptophyta; Magnoliopsida; Ericales; Ericaceae
Product: PX domain-containing protein EREX
Exons: 10
Coding region: 198-2438 (746 amino acids)
Biological process (GO): protein transport
Molecular function (GO): phosphatidylinositol binding
Source: RefSeq, a predicted model, not a curated record